UGGCAACACCGAUUAAAGGGCAGAUUCCAUGUCUGUCACUGUCAUUAACGACAUUGGCAAAUCACAUUGAAAAUUUCCUUAACCUUUGAUUCCUGUUGCGAUUUUCUACGAAAGUUGCCAAAGAAUUCAGACGACGGCAAUAAUGAAUUCCUCCAAGAACCUUUUCCGCCUGACUCAGGUAGUGGUCAGCGCCACCCGCAAUGCCUCUAAAGAAGUUGUAAACCCCCGAUUCCAUACUAUGAAAGCCAGACAAAAAGUAUUCGGCGUAGAUGAUGGUGUUCCAGUCCAUCUAAAAGCUGGCUUUGGAGAUAAAAUGCUGGUGUCACUUACAUGGGUCUUGAUUGGAGUAGGCCUUGCAGGCUCAGGGCAUACCGUUUUCACCCUAAUUACUAAAUAGAUUUGUGAACAGUGGGUCUAAGCAGUAGUUAAUGUUUCGCUAUUAAAUAAUUGUAUAAGGGA
Molecule: messenger RNA, 459 nt
Organism: Dendroctonus ponderosae (mountain pine beetle)
Lineage: Eukaryota; Metazoa; Arthropoda; Insecta; Coleoptera; Curculionidae
Gene: COX7AL
Exons: 3
Coding region: 143-397 (84 amino acids)
Biological process (GO): mitochondrial electron transport, cytochrome c to oxygen
Source: RefSeq, a predicted model, not a curated record